Molecule: messenger RNA, 1125 nt
Organism: Thyridium curvatum
Lineage: Eukaryota; Fungi; Ascomycota; Sordariomycetes; Thyridiales; Thyridiaceae
Exons: 1
Coding region: 1-1125 (374 amino acids)
Biological process (GO): translation
Cellular component (GO): mitochondrial large ribosomal subunit; ribosome
Molecular function (GO): structural constituent of ribosome
Source: RefSeq, a predicted model, not a curated record
AUGGCGCCCCGCCUGCCGGCGCGGUGCUGGGCGACCACCCGCCUCCUGCUCGCCGCCGAGGCCCAGCCCCAUCCGACGACCCUGCCCUUCCUCUCCCGCACGACCGCCCGCGGCGUCAAGUACGGCUGGUCCACGCAGCCCCGGCGCGCCGCGAAGCCCACCCGCUUCAACCAGGCGACGGCCGGCCUGCCCGCCCCGUCCGCGAGCCCGGCCGCCGCCCUCCGGCGCAAGGAGAAGACGACGCCGCUGCGGACGGGCCUGCUCGCGACCAAGAAGGGCAUGACGGCCUUCUACACGCGCCGCGGCACGCGCAUCCCCUGCACGGUGCUGCAGCUCGACGGCGUGCAGGUCGUGGCCGCGCGGACGCGCGCGUCCAACGGCUACUGGGCCGUGCAGGUCGGCUGCGGCGAGCGCCGGGCCGUCACGGCCACGGCGCCGCUGCUCGGCUACUUCGAGGCCAAGGGCAUCGCGCCCAAGCAGCACCUCGCCGAGUUCCGCGUCCGCGGCAAGGAAGGGCUGCUGCCCGUCGGCGCGGAGCUGCGCCCGGACUGGUUCCACGUCGGGCAGUGGGUCGACGUGCGCAGCAACAGCCGCGGCAUGGGCUUCGCCGGAGGCAUGAAGAAGCACGGCUUCAAGGGCCAGGAGGCGAGCCACGGCAACUCCAAGAACCACCGCACCAUCGGCACGACGGGCCCCUCCCAGGGCAGCGGCUCCCGCGUCAUGCCCGGCAAGAAGAUGCCCGGCCGCAUGGGCAACGAGCGCGUCACGGUGCAGAACCUCAGCGUGCUCAUGGUCGACAACGAGCUGGGCAUCGUGGUCGUCAAGGGCGCCGUCGCCGGGCCCAAGGGCGCCCUCGUCAAGAUCCAGGACGCGGUCAAGAAGCCCGACCCGUCCAAGGACUUUGUCGAGAAGUCGCUGCAGCUCGUCAACGAGCGGAACCCCGACGCGGCGGAGCUGCUCGAGGCCGCGAGGGCCAAGCAUCUGGAGCUCAAGGCCAUGAGGAAGGAGGGCAGGAUAGCCGAGCUGCUGAAGGACGGCAUGAGUGCCAGGACGACGAUGGGAGCGGUGGCUGCUGCGGAGAUGCUGGAUACGACAGCCAAGCCAGAGGAGACUGCGACUUUGUAA